Messenger RNA from Dendroctonus ponderosae (mountain pine beetle), 1603 nucleotides. It is a transcript of the gene Samtor, whose product is annotated as S-adenosylmethionine sensor upstream of mTORC1. Bases 297 to 1280 code for a protein of 327 amino acids. The record is from RefSeq and is a predicted model, not a curated record. Lineage: Eukaryota; Metazoa; Arthropoda; Insecta; Coleoptera; Curculionidae. Gene Ontology annotation, biological process: negative regulation of TORC1 signaling. The transcript has a single exon.
AUAGCAUUGUCAAAUUGACAUUAAAUUCAUAGAUCAUAUCAUAUAUCAUAAUUAAUUUAUUAUACUCUACUGUAUUAUAUUUAUUGAUAAUUUAAUAUAUAAAUGUGGAAAAGACAGCAGAACUAUUAGUUCUUUUGAACCUGAAACAUGAAAAUGAUUUCUUCAACACUGACAAUAAAUAAGCUGUCAACCUAAAAAGGCAAGUGUUGUGAGUUAUUUUGAAUUACUUGUGUUAUUAUAAUUUAUUUUGCUUGGAAAAUUCUGAUUUUGAAUUUGGACAAGACAAGCAGAUAGAAAUGGCUGCCUCAACUCAGCACAAUCUUGCAAACAUCAUAAAAACUAUCCACAAGAAAUUACGUGAAGAUUCAAAAAGUAUGGGCGCUGAGCAGGCCUGGGACAGGCACUUAAAGGACCAGGAAACUCUAGAUGAAUACUCAGCAACUAUGCAGGAGCUUGCCCUGAGUCACUGGGACAAGAAUUCCUUGAGUGACCAAAAAGUUGUGUCUAGAAUAGUGUGGACGUUCACAGCAUGUCAAGAUUAUUUUGAAAAUAUUGAUAAAUUCAGAAGAAAAGAGCUGGAUAUUGCGAAGAAUAAUUGCCAGGAUAAAGAGGCGAUACCAACAACAUCCAGUGGUGCGGAAAAGGCCCCGAAAUAUCGACUGCUGGAUGUCGGAAGUUGCUAUAAUCCAUUUAAAAUAUUUGAAAUAUUUGAAGUUGUCCCCUUGGACAUAGCCCCAGCCAGCAGUGAAGUCUUGCAUUGUGAUUUUACAAACGUAAAAGUAGGUGAUAAUUCAGUUAUAACUGGCAAUAGAGUAAAACAGCUGGAAAAGGAAUGGUUUGAUAUAGUGGUAUUGAGCUUAUUGCUGGAAUAUUUGCCAAGCCCUGAACAACGACUUAAAUGUUGUAUAACGGCAUAUAACCUGCUAAAGCCAGAAGGUGUUCUAGUAAUCGUAACUCCCGACUCAAAUCAUGUGGGAUCUAAUGCAAAAAUAUUUAAAUCCUGGCAAUAUGUCCUAGCCAGACAAGGAUUUGUUAGAGUUAAGUAUGAAAAGCUGCCUUACUUGCAUUGUAUGUUAUUUAGAAAAGCCCAGCUCAAAGUUGUAGCUGAAAGAUGGGCUACUGUGCAUGAGAGCAAAAAUUUCUAUAAACAGAUAUUUAUUCCUCAGGAUUUUACAGAAGCAAAAACUGUAAAAUCUACUGUAUGUAACAAAUUUUUAAAUCAGUGGGAGACUGACAAUUUUUUGGGAGAACUUGAUUGUAGCGUUGCAGAAUUAAUUUAAUAUUUUAAACAAUAUUCAAAUUUUUUAAAUGUUAAAAACAUAGGGCUUUCCACCAUCGCUUGCAACGUUGCUUUUACUUAGUUGCGUUGCUAGGUGCAUCUGGCAUCGUUAAUGUGAUUCAAUCACAAUAUUUUGCAUUUCAAAAGUUAGGUUAGUGACAGUCUUGCAUAAUGUAAAGAAAACUUUAAACAUGUAUUAAUUGGACCUUUUGCUAAGUAUUUAGACCUAAAUUUUACAUAGAUUUAUACAUAUUUUUACUAAUUUAUUUAAAUGCAAAGACUGUCACUACAAUUCUGAAAAAAGAAAUGAACUACAAAAUGUCA